Messenger RNA from Fusarium proliferatum ET1, 366 nucleotides. RefSeq lists its product as uncharacterized. The record is from RefSeq and is a predicted model, not a curated record. The coding region runs from base 1 to 366 and encodes 121 amino acids. The transcript has a single exon. NCBI's taxonomy places the organism in Eukaryota, Fungi, Ascomycota, Sordariomycetes, Hypocreales, Nectriaceae.
AUGGCCCCCUUUAUGGAUCUCUACAACCAAAUCCUGUCUCUCUUGAUUCAACUUAGACGCUCUAUCAAAGAAACGAAGAGGACAUAUCCGGGAGCUUUCAACCGGAAUCCGGAUGACCGCAGCGGCACUAUCAUCCCUACUCCAACAGAAAUGGCAGCGCUUGUGGAGCAUAUGCUCCAGGUUGGCCCGCUAGUCGACGCCUUGGUGAUCAUCGCCACUGAGGACUGGGAUCGGCGGCUGGCUCAGGACCACAGACGACAAUUCUUGUUGCUACAGGAGGAGGUGCUCCAGAUGCUGCAGGAUCUGAAGAAGUUGGAGAGUACUAACCAGGGGAACGAUGGACCCUCAGCUGGUACCGUUGACUAA